UCAUGCUGCUGCCAAGUCCAGAGUCUCUCAUGGGUCCCUGUACGGCCUCCCAUUGCUGCUGUCUCCAUCGCCACACUCUGCCAUGUGCCACUUUCAGGUCUCCUCACACACUGCUGGUGUGUUGAAUUUUUUGACAUAGGGUGCUGGCAGAUUACGGGCCUCCCAUAGCUGCUGCCAGGCCCCUAAUCUGCCAUGGGCCCCUUAUAUACCGCCUCCUCAUGCUGCUGCCAGGUCCAGAGUCUCUCAUGGGUCCCUGUACGGCCUCCCAUUGCUGCUGUCUCCAUCGCCACACUCUGCCAUGUGCCACUUUCAGGUCUCCUCACACUGCUGGUGUGUUGAAUUUUUUGAC
Messenger RNA from Staurois parvus, 349 nucleotides. The record is from the annotation of a GenBank genome assembly. NCBI's taxonomy places the organism in Eukaryota, Metazoa, Chordata, Amphibia, Anura, Ranidae.